CCCAACGAUUGGCCAAACCCAGUCAGCUACGUCGUUCUUGACCUGAUGGAGAGCGACCUCCACCAAAUCAUCCACUCGGCGCAGCCGCUGACGCUGGAGCACGUCCGCUACUUCCUCUACCAACUCCUCCGCGGCCUCAAGUACAUCCACUCGGCCAACGUCCUCCACCGCGACCUCAAGCCCAGCAACCUGCUGGUCAACGAGAACUGCGAGCUCAAGAUCGGCGACUUCGGCAUGGCGCGCGGCCUGGGCGCCGACCCGCGCCAGGCCAAGGCCUUCCUCACCGAGUACGUGGCCACGCGCUGGUACCGCGCGCCGGAGCUGCUGCUCUCGCUGCACCGCUACACGCGCGCCAUCGACAUGUGGUCGGUCGGCUGCAUCUUCGCCGAGAUGCUCGGCCGCCGGCAGCUCUUCCCCGGCCGCAACUACGUGCACCAGCUGCAGCUGAUCAUGGCGGUGCUGGGCACGCCGCCGGCCGGCGUCAUGGCGGCCAUCGGCGCCGAGCGGGUGCGCGCCUACGUGCAGAGCCU
Ficedula albicollis (Collared flycatcher) is the source of this 530-nucleotide messenger RNA. RefSeq names its product mitogen-activated protein kinase 7-like. The record is from RefSeq and is a predicted model, not a curated record. The transcript has a single exon. Lineage: Eukaryota; Metazoa; Chordata; Aves; Passeriformes; Muscicapidae. Gene Ontology annotation, biological process: protein phosphorylation; intracellular signal transduction; cell surface receptor signaling pathway. The annotation marks the transcript as partial. Gene Ontology annotation, molecular function: protein serine/threonine kinase activity; ATP binding. Gene Ontology annotation, cellular component: nucleus; cytoplasm.